UGACAUCUUCUGUUUUUCCUUCCAUAUAUUUUCCACUUUCUAUUUUCCCAAAAUUCUCCUUUUUUUUCCUCAUUUGCCCCAAUUUUGAUUUGCUUUUCCCGUGCUUCUCCCAAGCUCAUUUUAUGCAAAUUUGUUGUUUUUUAAAUCACCGCCCGUUUGCUUUCUGGGAAAUCGUGGGAAAAGAACUGGAAAGGAAAAAUCUUGGACUGAAUUUCCUGUUUUAAUGCUUGCAGCAUUUUUUUUUUUUUUUUUUUUUUUGAGAUUAGAUUCCUUUCAGUUUUGUGAUAUAUAUUUUUUUUUCCAAUAAGGUUUAGGGUUGGAUACAAUCUUCUCUAGAGUCCAUAUUGCCAUGGUUUCCUUAUUUAGAUUGCAUUAUUUUGCACUUCAUUUCUUUUGCAAGUUUUGUUGGGUUCCAUGCCCAUAUGAUUCCUCUGAACAUUGAUUCACAUAUCUGGGAUUUUUCUAUGUGCUUCUAUGAAUAUGUAUAUUCACGGUUUACUACACAGCGGUUCCAAGGAACAUUGAAUCACAUUUCUGGGUUUUUCUGUAUCCUUCUAUGAAUAUAUACAUUCAUGGGCUCUGGUUUAAUCUUAGAGUGUGAAUUAGUUUCUUUUUAUUUAUAUUCAUUCUCAGAUCUUAUAUGGAAACGUAUGUUCAGCUUUAGAUGACAUAUUGUUGGGCCAAUUUGAUUUUAGGUUUACCUCAUUUUGAAAAUGGAAUGGUUGGUGUUAAUUUUUUUUCCAUUUUUGUGAGAAUUUUCACCGGGGAGAAGCCUCUUUUUGUUAUCUGUUUGGUUGACAUCUGAUAGAAAGAAAAGUGAAAGGAAUUUGAAGUCAUACAUUUCUGGUGUUUGACUUCUAUGAACUGCCCACAAGAAAAGAAAGGGCUUCAACGAAAACUCAGUCAAGUAAUUUGGGAGCAGGUGAAGUCCAAUUUCUUUAUGCCAAGGUCUGGAUCGUGAAGCAGUCAUGGCAGAGGGCACAGAAGUUGAGGAUAGGGUGGAUCUUGAUGAUGAUAAUUACAUGGAAGAAAUGGAUGAUGAUGUUGAAGAACAAAUAGAAGAUGGAGUAGAGGGAGGCGGUGAUGAAAAUGUUGAAGAAGAAUAUGAGGAUUCAAAAGCUGGGGGCAGUGGCGAAGAUCAAUUGCUGGAAGUGGACGAAAGCCACAUUGCUAAUGAACCUCUGAAAGAUGAAGAAAAUCCUACUGCUUCUGUUGAUGAAGAUGAAAAAGAGAAGCAUGCUCAACUUCUUGCCCUUCCUCCUCAUGGUUCUGAAAUUUUCAUUGGUGGGCUUCCUCGAGAAGCCUUGGAAGUAGAUCUGAGGGAUCUGUGUGAACCGAUUGGCGAAGCUUUGGAGGUAAGGCUGAUGAAAAAUAGGGAUUCAGGUGAAAGCAAGGGUUAUGCUUUUAUAUCCUUCAAAACAAAGGAGAUUGCACAGAAGGCCAUUGAAGAGUUACAUAGUAAAGAAUUCAAGGGGAGAACAAUAAGAUGUUCUCUAUCUGAAUCUAAACACAGAUUGUUCAUUGGCAAUGUCCCAAAGAGCUGGACAGAUGAUGAAUUCAGAAAAGUCAUUGAGGAUAUUGGUCCUGGUGCUGAGAACAUUGAACUUAUAAAGGAUCCUCAAAAUCCAAGCCGUAAUCGUGGUUUUGCUUUUGUUGAGUAUUACAACAAUGCUUGUGCAGAUUAUGGGAGGCAGAAAAUGUCUAGUUCAAAUUUCAAGCUAGAUGGCAAUACCCCGACAGUUAGCUGGGCUGAUCCAAAGAGUACAUCUGAUCAUUCUGCUGCCGCACAGGUAAAGGCUCUUUAUGUGAAAAACAUUCCUGAAAAUACUACUACUGAACAACUGAAGGAACUGUUCCAACGCCAUGGGGAAGUCACAAAAGUUGUUAUGCCACCUGCCAAAUCUGGUCAAAGCAAACGGGAUUUUGGAUUCAUCCAUUUUGCUGAAAGGUCGAGUGCAUUGAAGGCUGUCAAGGAUACAGAGAAACAUGAAAUUGAUGGCCAGGCGUUGGACGUUUCCCUUGCUAAGCCUCAGAGUGAUAAAAAGUUUGAGGGCGUCCAUCCUUACAGUUCUGGGCAUCCAAAUUUUCUUCCACACCCAGGGUAUGGUGGUUUUGGUGGAAAUCCAUAUGGCUCUCUAGGGCCUGGAUAUGGCGUUUCGGCUCCAUUUCAGCAGCCAGUGAUAUAUGGUAGGGGGCCAAUGCCAGCAGGAAUGCAUAUGGUGCCAAUGGUGCUACCAGAUGGUCGAAUUGGCUAUGUUCUACAGCAGCCUGGAGUACAGAUGCCACCUCCAAGGCCUCGAAGAAACGAACGCAGUAAUGGGUCAAGCGGACAGCAAGGACAAGGAGGAAGUAGUGGAAGUGGCGAUGACAACCGCAGUAGAAGGUACCGGCCCUAUUAGCAGCAGGAGCAGCAGAAUGAAGACAUGUUGUAGUGUUUUUUCUUGUUUUUGCUUUUUUUCAUUUUGGACAGGAGAAUACAUAGAUAUAGUUUGUAGUUGGUUGACUAGUUAUGCCUAACAAAUAACAAACCCUACCUGGCCAGCCUUCCUUCCUUCCCAAGAAAAAGAAAGAGUUAGAACCAUUAAAUCAAGGAGUCGUUUACAGUACGAAUAAUGUUUCUAAUAUAUUCACUUAUGUUGCAUUAAUGUUUUUUCACAUUUGUCCCCA
Vitis riparia (riverbank grape) is the source of this 2667-nucleotide messenger RNA. Its product is annotated as heterogeneous nuclear ribonucleoprotein Q. Bases 969 to 2399 code for a protein of 476 amino acids. The transcript has 9 exons. The record is from RefSeq and is a predicted model, not a curated record. Lineage: Eukaryota; Viridiplantae; Streptophyta; Magnoliopsida; Vitales; Vitaceae. Gene Ontology annotation, molecular function: mRNA binding. Gene Ontology annotation, cellular component: nucleus.